Parastagonospora nodorum SN15 is the source of this 1143-nucleotide messenger RNA. RefSeq lists its product as hypothetical. Gene Ontology annotation, molecular function: peroxidase activity. The transcript has 2 exons. Bases 1 to 1143 code for a protein of 380 amino acids. Lineage: Eukaryota; Fungi; Ascomycota; Dothideomycetes; Pleosporales; Phaeosphaeriaceae. The record is from RefSeq and is a predicted model, not a curated record.
AUGACAGAAGACAGGCUCACUGCCCUUUCAACGCCAAUCACGAACCAGCCGCUCCGUACAACGCCAGCUUCCCCUACACCGGCGCGCGGAACGGUUUGCCAGGAACUCGGGAAAGGCGGUAUCAGGGUGCCUGCACAUGGAGAUACGGCACAUGCUUUCAAGGCACCGACAUCCAAGGACAUCCGCGGACCAUGUCCAGGCCUCAAUGCGGCAGCAAACCACAAUUUCAUAGCACGCGAUGGCAUCACGACGUUCAACGAGCUCAUGGAUGCCCAGCAGAAUCUGUGGAAUGUGAACUACGACCUCGCCCUCAUCCUUGCUGUGAUCGGAGUCGUCCAAGAUGGGGACAUAAUCACAGGAAAGCUGAGCAUCGCCUGCGACGCAACGUCCCGCACAGCAGCUCUCGGUGGUCUCAACCUUCUUGGACGGCAGCCUGGCUUGAACAGUCACAGCAGAUUCGAGGCAGAUGCGUCGCUUACACGGAACGAUUACUUCACCCACGGCGGCGAUAACUACUCCUUUAAUGGCACACUGUUCGCCCGGAUGAAGGAAGUCGCCGACCGCGUUUCGGGCGGGAACUUUGACCAGAAGGCCAUGGCUGCGUACAGAAGCCAGCGCUACGACGAGUCUCUUGCUGAGAAUGGCAACUUUUUCUGGGGACCUUUGGCUAUAUUGCUUUACGGAGCGUCUUCCUUUGUGUACGAGCUCUUCGCGCCAUACGGUGGCCAGGCGGACCUCGCUUCCGUCUCAUCGUUCUUCGGCACAACGCAAGACUCAAACGGAGAAUGGCAACAUACAGCCGAGCGCAUUCCAGAUGGCUGGCACAACCGGAGAUAUCCAUAUACAACGGCAUCUGGUGUGGAGCAGAUUCUAGCCCAGCUCCUUGCUUAUCCCAAACCGUUCGGUGGUAAUAUCGGACCGAACAACUUCAACGCUCUAAACUUUGGUGUCAUACGGGAUGGCAAGUUACCCGAUAGCGCAACGGCUGGAGACAUCCUUUGUUUAUUGUAUCAGCUGGCUACGUCUCAGGUUCCGAAUACCCUGACGGGUGUUCUCGCUCUGCCGAUAAACUUGGUGAAGUGGUCCGCCAGCAAGCUAAAUCCCGUGUUUGAUAAUGCAGGUUGUGCUCUUGCUCCUCUCUAG